AAAGUUACAGCGCUUAACAACCCUGCGCGCAGCUAGUGGUGGAAUUUUAAUAGCCUAAAAAGUUAGCGGGAAAAGACAGGUUGGAAAAGGCUCAGAAAGAGAGAGGAACCAGACAGACAGCCUUCCAGGUUGCCCUGGCCGAGCUCCCUGGCUUCAGAUGCGCACUUGAGAAAGGUCUCCUUCUGGUCCCAGGAUUCUCCAGAGCUGGAUCCUUGCAACUGGACAUGGGAAGGGGCAGGUCGGCCAGGCCCCAGGGCAAACCAGAGUCAUCUCCCCUUUCCGCUUGCACAGAACCCUAAACUCGCGUUCAGGAGGAGUAAGGCCGCGUGGGUUGAGCUGUGAGGUGACUGUUCACCGGUCCACGAGUGACACCUCGUUGGGGAGAAGGAGGAGAUGCUAGAAUGGGGGCAUGUGAGGCCUGGUAGUCAUUUCCAUUUCGAAGGCACGUCCAGAGCGUGAGAGAAUAUGGGCCUUCUUAAAAUGGCAUAGUGUCAGGGCUCUUGAGGGACGUGUGAAGGGCACCGAUAUUCAGUGCAGAGUUCUGCUAACCUCUGGCGCUAAUCUGGGAGUUAGGCCACCGGAUCCUGGAACAUCAGUCCUGAUCGCAUGGUGGUCCCUGGACGAUGCAUAAACACCCAACGCGAGCUCAGCUGAUUUGGGGCUUCCAGGGAAGCUGGAAGGCGGCCUCAAAGACUGAAGAUCCCGGAAGCAUAGAGGCUGGAGAAGAAUCAGGCUAAGUCAACCUCAGGCGAACCACUUCUCUGUGCCGUCACCUAAGCUGCCACUGCCGAGUCUCUGCCGGCACUCCAGACCCCCAAAAGCGGUGAAGGCCCCGUGUCGUCCUGCCAGCCACUAGUCCAUCCCUUUCGGCUCCGAAACUAGUAGAGGAGGGUCCUGGACAGAAGACAGGCAGGAGGCUGACUGAUCCUGCCGGUGGACUACUCCAACGAAGUUUUGAGGGGGACAGCCCCUGGAGAGGACUUGGGUGCCUGAGACAAAGCACUCCUGUGGAUGAACUUUCCAAAGAUGACCGGAACAAGAGUUUGCUUUGACUUUUUUCCCCCGUCCAGGGACCUCCUCCCAGUGAUCUGUGGGUUCUUAAACCACGGAGAUGGAGUGAGGUGAGAUGGGGAAAAGGGGAACGCGGAGAAACUUCCAAGCCGAUGGAGCCUAACAAGUGGGAGGCUUGCCCGGUCCUGCUCAACACGCAGAACUGCUGCUUGUCUGGAAAGUAUAGUCCAACCUCACCCCGCUCCCCCGACCACCCCCCCCCCCGGCGCCCACCACCCCAAGUGUAUGUUCCGGGUUGUUCUUUCUGGUGUCCUGCCAAGCUCAGAUGUGGGAGGAAGCAGUAAGCGCGGUGCGGGUUUUUUCCUAGGUUCACUCUGCAAAAGUUGUAGCUCCAGGAAAACUUCCAGGUCACCAGUGGGAGCCCCAAGAGGACUCUGCCGCUUGUCAAGCGGGAGGACCUGGAGCGUGUGCGCCACCCACUGCCGCCUGGGAGGCCGCCCAGCCCUGCCCAGGGUCACCGAGCUGCCUGCGCCUCCGCGGGCGGCCAGGGGGUGGGACACGCGGCCGGCCGGGUUUGGUCAGUCCCACGCCCCGCCCCAGGAGCUCACUCUGGUCGGCGACGUGAGGGUGCGGAGUAAGUACCGGGAAGUUACCCUCAGCCCAGUCUCAAAGUACCGCUCCUGAAAGCUGAAGGCAGAUUUUUUUCUAGAGAUAACAAAGACACUUUGUCACUUUGCGCGCUGCCUUGGUGCAAAUCUUUAAUUGCAAGUGGGGGUGGGGGAUCGAGUGUCCCGAGCAACCCAAGCGCGAGUCUCCAGGCGGCAAGGCCCCCUUUGAUCAGGAAAAUCCAAUUAUUUGUGUAUAUACAUUUCCCACAUAGUGAUUACUUCAUUAAUUGUCCCGCCUUUAUCUCCUCCCUUCCCAUCCCCCCUAAUAAUCAGUUCUUUUAUCCAGACCAACAAACACACCAUAGGAGCUUUGUGGAUUCAAAGGAUUUGCUUUCGCUUCUGAAAGAGCCGCUAUUCUUUGAUGAUUGGGUAGCGGCAAACUUCAAAGCCAUAAAUCUUUCCUCUGACUGGCUGGCGGCCCAGCAAAGCCCUUAUCAAAUUCUUGGAGGUGAUCCUGAAGCGCUCAGACCGCGCGCGGGGCGAGCGAGCGGGGCGCGGGCGGGGAGGACUCGGAGGCACGCUGGGCGGCCGGUCGUCCUCGCCUUCGGGUGUCCAUGCCUCGGCGGCCGCGUCCCGCUCCACAACGAGCGGCCUUCAAGAAGUAGCCAUGGCCGCUGUGGCCGUCCUCCGGAACGACUCUCUGCAGGCUUUCCUCCAGGACCGCACCCCCAGCGCCUCCCCGGACCUAGGCAAGCACUCGCCGCUGGCGCUGCUGGCCGCCACCUGUAGCCGGAUCGGCCAGCCCGGCGCGGCGGCGGCCCCCGACUUCCUGCAGGUGCCCUACGACCCAGCGCUGGGCUCACCCUCCAGGCUUUUCCACCCGUGGACCGCCGACAUGCCCGCGCACUCGCCAGGCGCCCUGGCUCCCCCACAUCCCAGCCUGGGGCUGACGCCACAGAAAACACACCUGCAGCCGUCCUUCGGGGCUGCGCACGAGCUCCCACUCACGCCCCCCGCGGAUCCCUCGUACCCUUACGAGUUCUCGCCGGUCAAGAUGCUGCCCUCGAGCAUGGCGGCUCUGCCUGCCAGCUGCGCGCCCGCCUACGUGCCCUACGCCGCCGCACAGGCCGCUCUGCCCCCGGGCUACUCCAACCUGCUGCCCCCGCCGCCACCUCCACCUCCACCGCCCACCUGCCGUCAGCUGUCCCCCGCCCCAGCCCCGGACGACCUCCCCUGGUGGAGCAUCCCGCAAUCGGGCGCGGGGCCCGGAGGCUCCGGGGUUCCAGGGACUAGCCUGUCCAGCGCCUGUGCCGGGCCCCCCCACGCUCCCCGCUUUCCCGCCUCCGCUGCGGCGGCUGCAGCGGCUGCGGCUGCCCUGCAACGGGGCCUAGUGCUGGGCCCGUCGGACUUUGCGCAGUACCAGAGCCAGAUCGCCGCGCUACUGCAGACCAAGGCCCCCCUGGCGGCCACGGCCAGGAGGUGCCGCCGCUGCCGCUGCCCCAACUGCCAGGCGGCUGGCGGCGCCCCCGAGGCGGAGCCGGGCAAAAAGAAGCAACACGUGUGCCACGUGCCAGGCUGCGGCAAGGUGUACGGCAAGACGUCGCACCUGAAGGCGCACCUGCGCUGGCACACGGGCGAGCGGCCCUUCGUGUGCAACUGGCUCUUCUGCGGCAAGAGCUUCACGCGCUCGGACGAGCUGCAGCGGCACCUGCGGACUCACACGGGCGAGAAGCGCUUCGCCUGUCCCGAGUGCGGCAAACGCUUCAUGCGCAGCGACCACCUCGCUAAGCACGUGAAGACGCACCAAAAUAAGAAGCUCAAAGUCGCCGAGGCGGGGGUGAAGCGGGAGAACCCGCGGGACCUAUGAGCUCACCCGGGCACUUGGCAGGCCACCCCCGCCCAGGACAUCCUUCCCAGCACCUUUGCUAGCAGGCCCGAGGCAGACCAUCGAGGCUGCUGGCAGAGAGGAAACUUUAAAAACCAACUUUUGAGUGUCCUCCUCCCGUAAGGAAGCCCUGCUGCCCAGCCCUAGAGCAGAGGGCAGGGCAGGGCAGGGCUGGGAACUGGAUCAUGAUUGAGAACCCUAAGUUUUCCCAGGACAGUUCCAAAGGCCGAACUAUCGCCUGCCUGGAAGACCUACAGUCGGGGAUUCUACCCCCGGGCUGGCUUUGCUUUGUAGGAAUCGCUGUUGAUGAAAAGUGGAAGAGCCUUGGGAGAUUCAAAACAGGGCUUGAGUUUUCGCUAGGCCCGAUUCGGGCUUUGUACAGGUUAUUUAAUAAUAGCUUUGUUAAAGAGUAAUUAUAAUUAUAACAUUAAUAAAUGUUUCUGUUGUUCUCAGCUCCACGCAGAGCUACAGCAUGGUAUGUUUCUGUAAAGCGAUCAGCAGUUGCAGCGUGAAAAUAAAUACGUUCAUUCCAGGGUCUCCUCAGGAAGACCCCCGCAGAGCCGGUCUCCUCUGAUCUUUCCUUCUUCCUGGAGUCUUCACUGAGAGGUCAGGUUUCACCCGGAAUCUGGUGGUUCCUGUGUGCUGUUUCUAUCUGCUGUGUCUUUGCCUUCUAAAGUUUUGGGAAAGUGUGUACUGGAGGCAUGGGCAGGCUCAGGGCAGUCAAUUUUCAGGUGAAGAGGUCAGGGCAAGAUUUGCCCGUCCCGGAUUAGGGAUCUGUGCAAUUCUAGGACUUGAUGUGCUUUUUUUAAGUUUGAUACCUGCUCUAUAUAAAAUGGGGUGAAUUCCCUGCUGUUUUAUUUACAGUUGUUGGUACUUUGGGGACCCAUGGAAGGAGCUAAGCGUUCUCAGGGCCUUCUCCCGGGUGAGAUUUUUUGAGAGUUAAAUGGAGAAACUGACAGUUCUUAUGUGGAUGAGGCAGUGCCAGGAUAACACCGAAAGGUAACUGUCACUUUGCCGCGUGCCAGCCUGGCCACACACAACUUGUUUGUUAAUUCACACAGACCAGCUAGACAGCCAUCGAGCUAGGCCAGGAAGUGUAAUUUUUCUUGUAGCGUGGACUUCCUUUUUAAUCUUCUGGCCGGACAGAUUUCCUCAGGGAAGAACCAGGAAUGCUCGCUUGCUCAUAGCCUAGAAAUGUAGGAACAAGACUUUUUCAGAUCCAGGUUUGUUGCCUUUCUCUAACUUUUUAAGGUCUCUCCCCCCCCCCCCCAGUGUCUCAACUCAUUUGUAUCCCAAUAUUUGGGGUUUCAAACCCAAAACUUAACAAGCAGUUAGACUCUUUUAUUUAGAAUCAGCAAAACCCAAAACAAUAUUUAAAUUUCGUAAUUGUUAAGUCAUUGUCAAACUGCCAUGAAUCUUUUCAUGAUAAAUGUGUGUACAUGUAUUUAUACUAUUUCACAGCCUACAAGAUUGCCAUGAAUUUUUGCUUGAAGUCAAAUUAAAGGGCAAAAAUUUCAAAAGCUAUGAUGGGUUGUUCUUGAAAGUUAUGUAAAUAAGACACAAACAUCAACAUAAUUGAGAUGAGAAUAACGUAGCGGUGAGAAAUCGUUUGAUUUAUGUGUAAUGUGAGACAAGGCAGCAAAUUAUGUUAGAUUCCUUGGCAGAGCAUGUUUCAGAGCUACUAGCCCUCUUUCGAGAUUUUGAACUAUUUAAUAAAAUUGAAGGCCAGCCAGCCAUCCUGGUCCUUCACUUCAGAAGAGUGAGCUAAAUGUCUAAGGGUGUGGCCAGUUUGCAAGCAAUUAUAACACAGCAGUUAGACAGUGUGGUCAGUCUGUCUAACUAAAUGUGCAUUCUUAAUUCCAAUCUAUUGUAAUUAAUCAGGCAUACCUUGAUUUAGACCAAGUACAUGUUAUAUGGGGAAGUAGAAAAGUUGCAUGAAGUUUUCAGUUACCCACUCUUGAGCCAUGACCUGGGAUGCACUUCAGACUCAAGAAAAGUUGCUUGGCAGCUGAUGGGGACUUUGGAGUCAGGAAGCUUGAAGUGGUUAUGUCAUGUUUGUGUGAGAGAAGUAGCUUUGAUUUAAAAGGAGGAGGUAGCAAUUUUGGAACACACCUGUGAUUACUGACAGGUACAAUCCUUUAGCAUUCAGAGAGGAAAAUAAACCUUUAUCAUAGGAGGAAAGCAGACAAAAUGUAUGAGCUUGGAAAUUAAACAUGAGGGAUAGUGAAGGUAGUACUCUUUGAACUUUGUAAUUAAGGAGAAAACUAGGUCAAAUACGUGGAAUUUGCCAAAGUAAUAUAUAUGUACCUUUAAAAACCAAGCUAGUCUUGUGAUAACAAAAUUAACUUUCUUAGGAUUGUGGUUAAUUGAGCCUGCCAAAUCCAAAAGCAGUCUUUAGCUUAAUUUGAUACAUGGUAAUUGUUGAUCAUUCAUUGUAUCACUGCAGCUCCAUCACUUACUUUAGAAAAAGAAUUAACAGCAUUAUUGAAGGAGGAGUCAGGAAGCCACAGUGAUAGUAAUAUCCAAGUAUAGGAAGGCAUCCCAUGGGUAUACUGAAAAAAUAAGUUAAUAUAAUGUAGAAAUGCAUUCCAGUUUACAAGCUGUGGGAAUUUGAGUUAUUGCAUGCUUUGUUUAUAAGUCUGCAACUAGAGUACCAUUUUAAAGACAUUAAAACUUAUUUUGGAACACCAGUAAGCAAAAACAAUAUGCAUGACUUAGGUACAAAUUAAAUAUAUUACUUAUAGCCGAAAAUGUAAUGGAAUUAAAGUUAAAAAUUUAGGAGCAAAUUAUUACUAACUGUAGACUACAUAUUAUUUUGAAUUCGAGUUUGCCAACUUCCAAAAGUGAGUUUUAUUUGCCAACUUUUAUCAAGGUUUUUAUUUAAGACUUCAAUACACAAUUAUUUAAAAACUGAAAUGAGUAUGUUAAUGAUGUCUCAAAUGACACUAGAUGAUUUUUUUUUUUUUAAAGAAGCUGGUUUGGGCAGAAUAGAAAUAGAGUAUAUAUUAAAUUCCAAAUUGGUGACAUUUUAAAAUGUACACUCAAUGAAUAAAUGAAUCAUUUGGGUCAAGAACUUAGAAACAGAGAAAUUGAAUAAUAUAUAAAUUAUCUAAUUUGGAAUUUUGUGUUUCUGAAUUUAGCAAUAUGAUUUUCUGCUUUUCUCAAGAGAACAUUGGGAAGACAUUUCCAUGGUUGAUCAUUUAUUUGCUUUUAAUGAGUCUGGUAAAUUUGCCAAAGAAAAUACAAGGGUUACUAACCUCAAUUUCAAUAGUUUCUAGAUUUAUUAGAAUUAAACUCUUACUAUAUUUUAAAAAAUUAUUUGCCUUAAUUCAGUCAAAUAAGACAUGCCACUAAAAAAGUAAUCUUGCUGAGGGUGCUUCCAAUAAACCCUAUUUGAUGACACCAUGAAAGGCAGGUGUUUACCUCAGCGUGCGCUCUGCUCUGUUUUAAUGCUGGAGGCUUUGAAGCAAUCAGUUUAAAAUGGUGUCUUCAGCGUUGUUAUUUGGGUCUGCUAGGGGAAUGUGCUAGAAGCUGUUACAGAAGUAGCUACGAAUUCUACUCUUCUAACGUGUGGCUAACACUUGUUUAUGUGGGACUGUAGAAUUGCAAAAGGUUGUUACUUACUUUAGUGUAUAGCCUUACAAGACAGACACAAUUAUCAGGGCUUUGGGGGGUGUGAAUGGGCUAUGUUGAAGAAUCAUAUUUAAAUUUUGAUGGCUAGUAAACAACUACAGUUCACUGUCACUACUUUCUUCUUGUUUGUAUGGUAGAGGGAGGACUUUUAAAAGAAUAUGAGACCUGGGACUCCUAUAAAAUGCUGGUGGCACACUCCUUGAAUCCAAUAAGGAGGAUGAAGCAGAAGGAUUGCCCAGAGUUCAAGGCCAGUACGGGUUACACAGUGAGUGUGAGGCCAGCCUGAACUACCAAGCAAGACCAUACCAUGUUGCAACACCUGUCCAAAACCAGAGAAGUGUGUUAACACAGUUUGAUAAUGUAGGGAGAAAAAUAAGGAAAAUAUCUAGGUAGACACAUGUUUAUGAUGAGCUAUAUUUAGGUUAAUAUUGCCAAAAUGACAUGCACUAUAGUCAUAAUCUGACCCAUAUAACAAUCUAUAUAGGCAGUUUAAUUUUUCUCUGAUAUU
Onychomys torridus (southern grasshopper mouse) is the source of this 7645-nucleotide messenger RNA. It is a transcript of the gene Sp5, whose product is annotated as Sp5 transcription factor. Gene Ontology annotation, biological process: regulation of transcription by RNA polymerase II. Lineage: Eukaryota; Metazoa; Chordata; Mammalia; Rodentia; Cricetidae. The record is from RefSeq and is a predicted model, not a curated record. The transcript has 3 exons. Gene Ontology annotation, molecular function: DNA-binding transcription factor activity, RNA polymerase II-specific; RNA polymerase II cis-regulatory region sequence-specific DNA binding. Bases 2287 to 3486 code for a protein of 399 amino acids.